CCCCGCAGCCCGCCGCCACUGGAGGGGAUGGCGACGGCGAGCGGCGCCUCCACUCCCCUGCAGCUCUCCUCCGCACGGCGGGUGGGCAGCUGCCCUGGCAAUUCGGCGCCGGCAAAGAGGCUGUUCCCGCGGAGAGCAGUCGCUGGUGCCCCGGCAGGUACAAUUUUUGUCAAGAGAGAUUUUGUAUAUAAAGGACAGAGUUGUCAUCAAUUUUUACCAUUGAAACAAAGAGGAAGGUUGCAGGCAGCAGUUCUGCCUGUCAAUUCACCUUUGUUAGAUGAUGAAGAAAUAAGGAAGCAAAUGUCUGAAGAUUAUGGAUUCAAACAAAUUGGAGCACAGUUGCCAGAUAAUGUUACUCUUAAAGAUGUAAUGGAUAGUCUGCCUAAAGAGGUAUUUGAAAUCGAUGAUGUAAAAGCUUGGACCUCUGUUUUAAUAUCAGUCACUUCUUAUGCUCUUGGUAUUUUCUUGAUAUCAAAAGCUCCCUGGUAUCUUCUUGCCUUAGCCUGGGCGUGGACUGGUACAGCAGUAACAGGGUUCUUUGUCAUAGGUCAUGAUUGUGCCCACAAAUCAUUUUCGAGGAAUAAGCUGGUGGAAGAUAUUGUUGGAACUCUAGCCUUCUUGCCAUUGAUAUACCCCUAUGAACCUUGGAGAUUUAAGCAUGACAAACAUCAUGCCAAGACAAACAUGUUGAUAGAAGACACUGCAUGGCAACCUAUUUCUCCAAAGGAGAUAAAAAAAUCCUCCUUUCUGAGGAAGGCGAUAAUAUUUGGUUAUGGCCCUAUCAGGCCUUGGAUGUCUAUUUCUCACUGGUUAAUUUGGCACUUUGAUCUAAAAAAAUUCAGACCAAAUGAACUCCCAAGGGUGAAAAUAAGCUUAGCAUCUGUGUUUGCAUUCAUGGCAAUUGGAUGGCCACUGAUUAUUCUCAAAUCAGGAAUAGUUGGAUGGUUCAAGUUCUGGUUCAUGCCAUGGGUGGUUUAUCACUUUUGGAUGAGCACCUUUACGAUGGUACAUCACACUGCUCCUCAUAUACCAUUCAAGACAUCAAAAGAGUGGAAUGCUGCACAGGCACAAUUAAAUGGCACAGUUCACUGUGACUAUCCUCGGUGGGUAGAGAUACUUUGCCAUGACAUAAAUGUACAUGUUCCGCACCAUAUUUCUCCAAGAAUUCCAAGCUAUAACCUUCGUGCUGCCUAUGAUUCCAUAAAACAGAACUGGGGCGAGUACAUCAAUGAAGCCAGCUGGAAUUGGCGGUUGAUGAAAACAAUAAUGACUAAAUGCCAUGUUUACGACAAGGAUAGAUACUAUGUUCCCUUUGAUGAGUUUGUGCCUGAGGAAUCUCACCCAAUCAAAUUCCUCAAGAAGGUCAUGCCAGAUUAUGCAUGAUGCAAGCGAUAAUGUUGGCUAGUUGCCUAGUUGAAAGUAUUGUUUGCAUAGAGAAACGAUCAAUAUUCCUUAGCGAAGUAACGUUCUAAGUUCUAACUGCAACGGCGCACGCCCGAAAUUUCGAUUGCAAA
Oryza brachyantha (malo sina) is the source of this 1514-nucleotide messenger RNA. Its product is annotated as omega-6 fatty acid desaturase, chloroplastic. The coding region runs from base 28 to 1383 and encodes 451 amino acids. The record is from RefSeq and is a predicted model, not a curated record. Lineage: Eukaryota; Viridiplantae; Streptophyta; Magnoliopsida; Poales; Poaceae. The transcript has 10 exons. Gene Ontology annotation, molecular function: oxidoreductase activity. Gene Ontology annotation, biological process: lipid metabolic process.